ACCCCUUAUGAGCGUCGCGGUGUUCCGCUUCCCUUUCAGGAGCCAGACCGGACGCGCUCAAAAAGGGCUGCGAUCAGCGAGUUGCGUCGCCAGCACAUCCCACAAGCCAUGCUCGUCCACUUGGAGCCCUACAAUCCGCAGUGGCCCGUGGAGUUCCAGCGAGUCAAGGCGGAGCUGGAGGAGCUACUGCGCGGCGUGCCCCUGGUCGGCAUCGAGCAUGUAGGAAGCACGUCCGUGGUAGGCCUGGUAGCCAAGCCAGUCCUCGACAUUGACAUCAUCGUGUCUGGCCCCGAGGAGCUGGAGGUCGCGCGCCGAGUCAUGGUCAAUCCGGGUGGCUACCUCGACCUGGGCGAGAUGGACAUUGCAGGUCGCUUUGCGUUCCGGCAGCCCGGCUACGGCAAGGCAGACGCCGCGCUGGGUGGCUCCACUGGACCAGGACAGGAGAUGCGCAGGAACACCUAUGUGAUGCUGAACGGCUGCCGCGCCCUGCGCAACCACCUCGAUGUCCGAGAGGCACUGCGCAAAGAUGCAAAGGUGCGCGACGAGUACGCUCGAGUCAAGCAGGAGCUGGCCAGGCACGACUACGAGCACAUUGGCCAGUACGUGGAUGGCAAGACGGGCAUCCUGCUGCGCAUUCUCCAGGACUCCGGGUGGUCCAAGGAAGACAUCGAUAAGCUUCGUCCUAUGACUCGCUAGUACAGUAGUAGCAGUGACAGAAUUACUCUAAAUUGAACCUUGCCCGUGGCAGCC
Acaromyces ingoldii is the source of this 750-nucleotide messenger RNA. Its product is annotated as UPF0157-domain-containing protein. The transcript has a single exon. Bases 109 to 696 code for a protein of 195 amino acids. The record is from RefSeq and is a predicted model, not a curated record. NCBI's taxonomy places the organism in Eukaryota, Fungi, Basidiomycota, Exobasidiomycetes, Exobasidiales, Cryptobasidiaceae.